This is a messenger RNA of Botrytis sinoallii, 630 nucleotides long. RefSeq lists its product as uncharacterized. Lineage: Eukaryota; Fungi; Ascomycota; Leotiomycetes; Helotiales; Sclerotiniaceae. Gene Ontology annotation, biological process: phosphatidylcholine biosynthetic process. The record is from RefSeq and is a predicted model, not a curated record. The coding region runs from base 1 to 630 and encodes 209 amino acids. The transcript has 4 exons. Gene Ontology annotation, molecular function: S-adenosylmethionine-dependent methyltransferase activity.
AUGACGAGUUUCCUAGGUAAUAACAAAGGUCUGGUCGACUUUGACCAGAAAAGCCUCGCAAUUGCGGCAGCAUCUAUUGCUUUCAAUCCUAUUUUCUGGAAUACCGUCGCCCGUCAAGAAUACCAUAACAAAAUUCUCACGAAACUCUUCAAUGGAAACUCAAGAUAUGGAUGUUAUUUCCUCGCCGUCACCAUCUUUUCCCUCGGUAUCUUCCGCGAUUUCCUCUAUGAGCGCGCUCUUCGCUCUCAACCUACUCAUCCAUUGCUUCUCUCUCCCCUUGUCACAUAUGCAUCUUAUGCACUUCUUCUUGCCGGUAACACACUCGUCUUGAGUUCGAUGUGGGCUCUUGGUGUCACGGGUACAUAUCUCGGUGAUUAUUUUGGAAUCUUGAUGGAUAAGAUGGUGACGGGCUUUCCGUUCAAUGUUAGUAGUGCACCAAUGUACUAUGGGAGCACAAUGAGUUUCUUGGGUACAGCACUUCUGUGGGGAAAGCCGGCGGGCAUUUUGCUCACGAUCGAGGUGUUGGUUGUUUAUCUUUUGGCACUGAGAUUUGAGGAUCCAUUUACAGCUGAAAUUUAUGCCAAGAGGGAAAGAGAGAGAAGUGGGAAGAAGGGUAAGAAGGGAUUGUAA